UCCCCCAGUGCGUCACCCCCUUCUACGGCCCUGAAUCCCUGCAGUGAUGGAGCAAGCUGUACUGUAGACUUUGCGAAAGUCAAACAAGCCUUCUUGUUCACAAUUUAUUCAUUCUCCCAGAACUAGUAACAGUCAUACCACCAGUAUAUCUCAGACCCAGACUGCAAACACUUGUAUGUAGAUUUGAUUGGCACAGUAAGACAGGCAAGUAUUUUAUAAGCACAUUGUAGAUACCACCAACGAUAUUCAGAUAGUCUGGCAGAUUGCAGCGCAUUAUACUUCCUUCUCAGAGAUCAAAGUCAUUAUCAAUAUAACAUAUUUAUAUUAAGCAAACAGUGCCUUUCCCAUUUCACGUCAUUGUCAGUCAAAUCAGGCUUUCUGCAAUAAACAUCAUUUAAAAACAAACUUGAGAGCUCACAACAUAAUGUAUUAAGUAAUAUCACAACUGAACCACGUGAGCAAGCUUAUUCGUUUUCAUUCACUGUGCAAUAAACUUUCGCCCUUUUGCUCUUCUUCUCGCCAGUACUUUUCUUCCAUUUCUUGUACUCAUUCUAUGCAGGAACCCAUGCUUUCUUUUUCUUUGUAGAGUCUUCGGUUGGUAUUCCAUACCGUACCGUAUAAACCGAAAUGUUUGCAAUGUAGGCAAUCGACAACCGGUGAAUCUUGACGUCGAAUUUAGCAACCCAGAAACAUUUCCAAGCGUACAAGCCCCAACAGUGCGUAGAGCACUCAUUCCUCUAGUGAUCCAGCUCAUUUUGGGGUGUUUCAGUCAACCAGUGAUGGCAAAUUUCUAAUAGUAGUACAUACUGCAAUUUUUGUAGUUUGGAAGUGAAAAAAAAAAUGGCGACGGUCGAGCGUGGGCUGGGGAGAGCUCUCCUAGGGGUCGCUGGAAUACAACACAAACAUUAUUCUCUUGUUAAAUGCAACAAGAUAUCUUUCAAACAAAAGCUCUUCCCAUAUGCAUUUUCAUAUUUUCAGGGCGCAGAUAUGUGUUUAAAAAUGCUUUCAUGACUCGACUGGUGAAGACAAAGCCAGAAAGUUUCAGAAGAAUGCCGCCAAAAAGGCGGACAAGAAUUACUCCCAAAAGGGCUAAACGAGCGACACGAGCCGCUGCUUCAGGCCGAGAAGACGAACAUGCUUUGCAGCAGAACUUUUCAGAUGAGCAAAUACAACACGAAGAUGUUGAGAAAGCCACUACCAGGAGACGAAUGUCAACUGAAGAAAAGCGCGCGAACAACAAGAAAGCGAAGGCAGAAAAAGUGAAAUCAUCUUCAACACGAGCCAGCAGUUCUGAAGACAUAGAUAGAGAUCACGCAACAGUCUCAGCUCUGGCAGGUAAUGUGUCUGAAAGAAUAAGGGACAUAGAAGUGAGCAAGAAGACUUAUGACAAGUGGCAACCAUUAUCCUCUCCUUCAAAAGACUUCAUCAGACAAGUGCUUGAACAAACAAUCCCGAGUAUUCUAAGCACAUUUCCUGAGAAACACAGAGAAGAAAUCCAACAACAUCUGAUGCAACUAAAUAAAAGUACUUCUCAUAUGCUUGAUGAUUUAAAGGCUCCAAAAAGUAAAAGCAAUUACCAUGGGAUUGAGGCAAAAAGUAGAAUCUUAGAAAAGGAGUUGUUAUUGAAAAGUAGUCAAUUGGCCUUCCUUGAAAAAGAGCUUGAAGAGCAACAAAGAUUGCUUGAAGAAGAAACUAAAGAAAUUGAUUCUUACUCAAAUCAGCUUGUUGAUGAGAAUAUCCAUACUCAGCUGCAUCCUUUCCUACAAGUUGAGCCCAUCCAAACACUGAACUUGCCAUCACUACCUGAAAAGUCAAUCAGAAAACCAGUUUUACAGAUACCGUUAGACGCAAAGAGGGGAUCCGCUGCAAGCCUAACCCAGGCGCUGGUGACACUGAAUGACCAAGUGAAUCAGCUAGGAACCCUCCAACACUGGUCAAUGAGGGCAGUAGGUUUUUUAUCAGCCCUGUUAAUAAGCCUGUCUUCAGGGUUAUUCCGUACCGACCAAUCACAGUCAUCCUUCUUCAACAUCCGGGACCAUCAUAGACUCCUUAAUCACGUGAUCGCCACUCUUCAGACUUCGGACAUCUUGUCAUGCGCACACGCAUGUCUUUUGAAUGCCAAGUGCUUGUCGGUAAACUUUGAAAACGGAGGAAACCAAGACGAGAAUUUAUGCGAAAUAAACGACGCCACCGUAUCCUUGGGGAGUGAGGAUUUUGCUCUUAUUAAAACCACUGGAUUCAUGUUCGCAGUCGUGGUCAAUCUAAAGCUCCAAACCUUCACGUUUACCAGCCUUGGCGCAAAAGGUCCAUCAGGGCCGCCCUCAGUAGACGGGUACAAGGGGACUACGCUUGACGGUGAAGUCGUCCUUAAAAACGGAAUACAGCAUUGGGUGGUUCCUCGUACAGGGAGCUACACCAUAGAGGCGUUUGGUGCUUCCGGCGGAAACGGAACCUGCCUUGGUUGCCCGGGUUUGAAACGAGGAGGUCUGGGCGCAAGGAUAAAGGGAGAGUUUUGGCUUACAGAAGGUAACGUGUUGCUGAUUCUUGUAGGACAGCAAGGAUUUUGGGUAGACUCUUUUCCUGAUCGUCCUGGUGGGGGUGGUGGCGGGACCUUUGUAACAUUGGCAUCAGCACUUACACCGUUGGUCGUAGCCGGAGGGGGUGGGGGUGCGGGGAUUGAUUCUCCCGGUUAUACAGACGGCGAUCCUGGACAGACAACGACACAGGGAUCCCGUCACGGUGGGAAUCACGGUCUCGGAGGAAGCGUGCGGAACACGACUCCGCUUAAAACAAUCCUUGGAGGAAGCGGUGCGGGUUUCUAUGGAAACGGUACAUCGUUUUAUCCCGACAAUGAAGCACUUGCGUUUCAGCAUGGUGGAAAAGGUGGAUGGGAGAACGGUGGAUUUGGCGGAGGGGGUUCAGCUAUGGCUCACCCGGGCGGUGGCGGCGGCUACUCCGGAGGCGGAAUUGAAGGGAGCGAAACUACGGGAUCCGCUGGAGGGGGUGGUUCAUUCAACUCUGGCUCCGCCCAGGAAAGUGAGGCUGACGUCAAUGAAGGGGACGGCAAGGUUAUUAUAACAAUGCUCAGUUAGACUACAUUUUCUUGCGUGCAAAUGUCGCGAGGGACUGUUUGUGUUAACAAUCAAGUGACUUAAAAACUGCGGCUAAACCUGGCGGUUGUCUUUGCUGAGCAUACGCUUCCGUUAUCGCCAUGAGUGUUGCUACCGUGACGGGUAACAUGCGAAGUUAAGAUGCGCGUUCUACUGUGAACUCUCAGUCCACAUGUUUACAACGGCAUGUUAAAUUGCGUCCCCUGAAAUCUUCCCAGCAUGCUUUUCGAUCAUCAACUCGACCCAAUCCUCCGUAAACGAAGGAAUCGCCAGUCUCGGGCGAAAUACAAAGACUUAAUUAAAAGUAACUCACGAUUGCUCGCUUAUAUUGACUCGCUUCUAUUGCCUCGCUACAUUGAAGCGUCGACUCCACAAUAUCGUUCUUUAACAAAAUAAGACACGUAUAUACAACACUGGCUGUUAUGCGACCCAAAUUGAGUUUAUUAAGAUCUGUGUCUAUGCUGAGUAUGUAAAUAGCUUGAUCGUAUCAAGUAGUCGAUAGAUUGUUGUAAAGCGAGCCGCUAUUUCCAAUUUUGUGGUCCAUGUAUAACCGAAUGAAAUGAAAUGUUUCAAA
Molecule: messenger RNA, 3684 nt
Organism: Nematostella vectensis (starlet sea anemone)
Lineage: Eukaryota; Metazoa; Cnidaria; Anthozoa; Actiniaria; Edwardsiidae
Exons: 10
Coding region: 921-3092 (723 amino acids)
Source: RefSeq, a predicted model, not a curated record